Messenger RNA from Branchiostoma floridae (Florida lancelet), 2791 nucleotides. RefSeq lists its product as uncharacterized. The record is from RefSeq and is a predicted model, not a curated record. Lineage: Eukaryota; Metazoa; Chordata; Leptocardii; Amphioxiformes; Branchiostomatidae. The transcript has 8 exons. Gene Ontology annotation, molecular function: DNA-binding transcription factor activity, RNA polymerase II-specific; RNA polymerase II cis-regulatory region sequence-specific DNA binding. The coding region runs from base 252 to 2219 and encodes 655 amino acids. Gene Ontology annotation, cellular component: nucleus. Gene Ontology annotation, biological process: immune system process; regulation of transcription by RNA polymerase II.
CCUCCGCGUUGGUCCAGAUUUGUCCGCCAUGUUGGUUUUCUAGGUGGGAGUUUCGUUUCGUAUUUUGACUUCCCGAAACUGUGAAAAUUACUCGUGUUUAGCCACGAAAGGAACGUAAUCGUGAUUCUAAAACCACAGUGGCGCAGAAAAGGAGAGGUGGGUGAUGCUGAUUGCCAGCAAGUAUGGAUGUGUUACCCUGAACAGAGACAAGAAGACAACACGCUGCCAUCAGCUACAAAACAUAUCCUAGAAUGGAGAGACCAGAGCAUGAGCAGAGGUCCACAGCAGCAGAGGCACUGCUAGACCUGUCCACUGCCUGUAGGGCCAAGGAUACCAAGGAUAAUGUACAGAACAAACACACCCAGGCGAUGCCCAUGGCGGAAAACUCCCGCGAGCGGCUGCGCCCGUGGCUCAUCACCAUGAUUGACAGCGGCGCCAUCCCUGGCCUGGACUGGCUGAACGAGGAGAAGACCAAGUUCAAGAUUCCCUGGAAGCAUGCUGGGAAACAUGAGUACAACCAGGACAGGGACUCACUCCUCUUCAAGGAGUGGGCCAAGUACACAGGGAAGUACCGUGAAGAUGUUGACAAACCCGAGCCUGCUGUCUGGAAGACACGGCUAAGGUGCGCGCUGAACAAGCACCCCAAGAUUCACGAGGUCAAGCAUGAGAGCCAGCCGGAAGACUUCCACAACCCUUAUAAAGUCUAUGUGUUCCAAGACAAGACAGAUGAGAAAAUCACAGUAAAGAAACCUUUGCCAGCUGGGCGACUGUUAGGCACCAGUCUGGAAGGUUAUGAGACUACAGAGGGUCCCGUCCUUUCAUACACAACAAAUGAGAGAGUAGGCAGUAAGAGACCAUUGGUCACGGCAGGUCACCUGAUCCUGACCAGCCCGGACUCUACCAGUACUUGUGCUCCGGAGCCGAUCACACAACGCGCUGUCGCUAUAGUGACAAGGUGGAGAGGUACACCUGAACCUGACGACAACAUCAACGUAGUUAACAAAACAAUCAAGAUCGAAGGACAACAGGACGCUUCGACAAACACAGCUGGGUUUGUGUGUAGAACAACACAACCGGAACAAACACUCAUCAAAAAUAUCAGCCAACCGACAGCCAAUCUUGCAUUUGUCACAACGGCGGCACAACCAGAGCAAAUGCUAAACAUUAAAAGUAACAGCCAACCCACGGCCAAUCUUGCAUUUGUCACAACAUCACAACAGGUACCGGAGCAGACGCUCAUUAAGAACAACAGCCAACCCACAGGUAACGUUGCGUUUGUCACGACAACUGCACAACCGCUCAUCAAGAACAACAGCCAACCGACAGCAAACGUUGCGUUUCUCACAACGACAGCACAACCUAGUCAGACAUUUAUCAAAAGCAGCAGCCAGCCAGAGUUGUCUACCACCACCCCCUCCAUCAUGGGGAGAAUGUUCUUCAAAAUCAAACCACCAAACCCUCAAGGAAGACCACAUCUGAUAGUGGACGUAUCUCCCAACAAGUGUAAGAAACACGAAGACCCUUCACCGAACCCGGCAGUCCCCAUGGACGCAAGACCUGUCACAGCUGACAUGCCCGUAGACUUGACUCCAAAACCUGUGGCCGUCACGGACGGAAGGUUUGCCAAAAGCGAGAAAGUACCAGUAGAGGACACUCCAACAGAUUUGUCUAUGUCCAAGGAACCGAUACAAGUAAAAACAGAGAGUCUACAAGAUCUGCUGGCAAGAAAAUCCCCAAGAGUAGAAGAAAGGCGAGAUGAUAGGAUUGAAAAACAGGAUGACACUCCCGUAUGUACUGCUACGCCAAUGGAGGUAUCAGACGUGAAAACGGAAACGCAGCAGAUUACAUCGGAUCCCACGGUAAGAUUCACGAUAGGAAGGUGCAUCAAAGUGGAGAAGCAGGAUGGUUCCUCCAACAGUUGCGUGCUCACGGACCAAAAACAGCUCAGUCAUGUCGAACAGGAGAAAAUGGAGAUCAUCACCUUUCGCGAGGAACCGUUGGUCCGACAAGAGCCGUCCCCGGUGAACGGUCAGAAGAUCAACGUUUGCCCGCUUUGCGGGGAUAGGACGGCCAGCGUGCCCGAGUUCGACGCCCACAUGCGGGCGCACCAGUGGGAGAAACCAUUCAUGUGCGGGGAGUGUGGGUACAGGACAGGAACCAAAACGGCACUCUCUAAGCACAUGAAGGCCCACUUUCCUAACUCACAACAAACGUCGUAACACUGCCGUUCCUCUCGGAAAUAAUUUCAACAGGUUGGUAGAUCGUAGGAUAUAGGAGUUGUCUUUUACACAAUGACUCACCUUAGAUGCCUAUCAGACAUCUUCCUCAGAGCUUCUAACUGGAAUUCUGCCUCUAUAGGAUUAAAAAACAAGACUAGAUAUAGCGGCGAGAAGCAGAACUCCAGUUAGAAGCUCUGGGGAAGAUGCCUGACAGGCAUUGGAAUGUCAUGAUCAGCUGAAGUGAGUGGUUGUGUCAAAGAAAACUCCUAUACUGCCAUUUCUACUGUAUGUGAAGGUAUGGUGUCAUAUUAUAGGGUAACCUUAGAAUCAGUCGUGUGGCAUAGGUAUAUUAUAUUAUAUCCUUUUGUAUUUUGCUUGAAUUUUUUAUCUGAAUCCAAUUUUUUUCUUUGGCUUGACAUAUGUAUGAUAAGUGCAUACAUUUAAUUCAUUUAUUUGCGUGGAUAGUACACCUACAAAGAAAACACCUGUUGUUAUUAGUACAGCUGAUAUCACGAUUCAAUGCCCUCCACCCCCUCCCCCCAUAAAACCUUUUGUCCCCGGUGAGCAGACCU